Molecule: messenger RNA, 558 nt
Organism: Momordica charantia (bitter melon)
Lineage: Eukaryota; Viridiplantae; Streptophyta; Magnoliopsida; Cucurbitales; Cucurbitaceae
Source: RefSeq, a predicted model, not a curated record
AUGGGCAAAAUCCGGGGGUGGCUCCGGCUGUCGCUAAAAGCUGCGGCUCCUCCAGCGAAAUUAGAAGUAAAAAUGGCGGGUGGCGGUGCGAUUAGUUACAGUGAGGAGUUCAUCAGCCCGGUGGCGGCGGCGCGGCUGUUCAGGGCGAUGAUCGUGGAGGCGGACCACCUGAUUCCUCAGCUGCUCCCUCAGGCCGUCAAAAGCAUCGAGCUCUUGCAAGGCCACGGCGGCCCUGGCACCAUCAAGAAGAUCACCCUCGCCCAAGGCAGCGAGACAAAAAUUGUGAUCCACAGAGUGGACGAAGUGGAUGAAGAGAAGUUGAAGUAUGGGUACAGUGUGAUCGAGGGAGUGGGUCUAGGAGACAAGGUUGAGUCCAUCUGUUACGAGGUGAAGUUCGAGGGAAGCACCAAUGGGGGAACCAAAGGCACCACCAUCGCCCGUUACCUGCCGAAGCCUGGAGCAGAGGUUACAGAGGAAGAGAUCAGGGCCGAGGAGGCCAAGGCCAAGGCCAUUUUCAAGGUCAUUGAAGCCUAUCUCAUCCACACAAACCCACAUUAA